Molecule: messenger RNA, 1561 nt
Organism: Hibiscus syriacus
Lineage: Eukaryota; Viridiplantae; Streptophyta; Magnoliopsida; Malvales; Malvaceae
Product: plant UBX domain-containing protein 4-like
Exons: 5
Coding region: 95-1363 (422 amino acids)
Biological process (GO): nuclear membrane reassembly; autophagosome assembly; membrane fusion
Cellular component (GO): cytosol; nucleus
Molecular function (GO): ubiquitin binding
Source: RefSeq, a predicted model, not a curated record
CCAAAUUCUAUGUCGAAGCAAAGCUCUUUACUUGGAGUGAAGAGUUGGGAACUAUUGUCGUCCUUACUAUUUUUUAUCGCAAAAUAACUCAACAAUGGAGCACGAAACGCCGCGGCAAGAAAAUCCCAGUGACCCGACCGCCGAUCGAAACGCAGCUUUGAUCAACUCCUUCAUCGAAAUCACUUCUUCUUCUAAAGAAGAAGCCCUCUUCUUUUUGGAAUCCCACCAGUGGGACCUCGACGCAGCCGUUUCCACUUUCCUCGACAGCAAUUCCACCGUCGCACACCAAUCGCACCCGAUCGCACCGCCCCCCUCCGGCGCCAUUAACAACUCCCUGACUUCCUCGCCCUCUGAUUCCCCUGAUUAUUCUCCCUCACAAUCGCCUUCUAGGUCCCGCUCCCCUUCCCCUGCACGCCCUUCUCGCCCCCCUUACGGGCUUAGGUCGCGCCGCACUGAUAAGAAACCGUCCGGUGGCGGCGGUGGCAACGAUCGUGGAAUUCGGACCCUCGCCGAUCUGAACCGGACCCCUCCCGGUGGGUCCGACAGCGACUCUGAUGAAGGCCAGGACUAUUUCACCGGAGGUGAAAAAAGUGGGAUGGUGGUUCGAGAUCCUUCGAAGCCUCACGACGUGGAUUCGAUUUUUAAUCAAGCGAGACAAGCGGGAGCUGUGGAAGGAUCUGACGAUUACUUCCGUCCGUCGUCUUCGAGCACGAGAAGCUUCAGUGGGACGGCAAGGUUACUCACCGGGGAAACCUUGGCACCUGCUCCUCCGCCACCACCCGAAGUUGUCAAUCACACUAUCACUUUUUGGAGGAAUGGUUUUACAAUUGAUGAUGGGCCUUUGCGUCAACUCGCUGAUCCUGCCAAUGCUUCUUUCAUAGAGAGUGUGAUGCAGUCUCAAUGUCCAAAAGAGCUUCAACCAGCUGAUCCGAGAACAAAAGUGGAACUUCACCUCCUUAGACGGGAUGAAAACUAUUCUGAACCGAAGAAGCACCAAAGUGCAUUUCAUGGUGUUGGAAGAACUCUUGGAAGUAGCAUCUCAAGCCCUACUCCCUCUGAGCCAACUGCUGCUGCCAGUAGUAUCACCUCUGCAUUGACCCCAUCUGCAGGGCUGGUUGUGGAUUCAUCGUUGCCAACAACCUCUAUUCAGCUAAGGUUAUCGGACGGUACACGCAUGAUCUCACGCUUCAAUUACCAUCAUACAAUCAGAGAUGUCCGUGGGUUCAUCGAUGCAUCAUGGCCUGGUGGAGCUAGAAACUACCAGUUGCAGACAAUGGGUUUCCCUCCUAAACAAUUGACUGAUUUAGACCAAACAGUAGAGCAGGCCGGCAUUGCUAAUUCAGUUGUUAUCCAGAAAUACUAGCCAUGGUUUUAUUUUAUUUUUUCCUCACUCCAUGAGAUAUCAUGCAAAAUAAACAUUUAUCUAUCGGUCAAAACUGAUGGGAUUCACGAAUCUCUGCCGUUGUUUUAUGUUCGAAAUGUUUAGUCAGUAUUCUGCAAUUUAUAGUUAUGGAUUUUCAAAUUCAUCUUUUCAAACCUAGGGUAAAUGUCCAUUGCUAUU